Messenger RNA from Sebastes umbrosus (honeycomb rockfish), 1490 nucleotides. RefSeq lists its product as uncharacterized. Bases 210 to 995 code for a protein of 261 amino acids. The record is from RefSeq and is a predicted model, not a curated record. Lineage: Eukaryota; Metazoa; Chordata; Actinopteri; Perciformes; Sebastidae. The transcript is spliced from 6 exons.
UCCCCAACUGGUCGAAUUUUCCCAGGCUCCGCAGGGCGACGCCCACGGCGAAGGCUUUGCUCUCCUUGUCGAACUUCACCUCCCAGUACUGCUGGCCAGCGUCGAUCAUGGUGUCAGCUGUCAUAAGACAUAAGCCCAGACAGGCAGCAGACACAGGAUGAGUCUGAGAAGAAGAAGAAGAACAAGAAGACCACCUCUCACAUGAUACAAUGGAAAUGUGUCUGAAGCGGUCAACUCUGGUUUUUCUCACAGCACUAGCAGCCCUGGUGAUAUCAGGUCAAGCUCCUGUGAUUCUGGAUAAUACAAAAAACAGAAGAGUGGAAGUUCCUGUUGGUUCCUCUGUGACUUUCCAGUGCGGUUUGACGACAGAGAAGUUUGAGAGAUUUCGGGUGGUCUGGCAUUUUAACCCCUCUGGAUCUUCAAUCUACAACUCGAGCAAAUUAUCCUCCGAGAUCUUUAACAAAUCUGAAAAGACCUUCAGCGUGGUGUCAAACGAAACAACGCUGAAGAACACCGAAGACACUUCGCUGAAAUACACUUUAUCAAAUGCAACAGUCCAGAACAGCGGAUGGUACUUUUGCAAAGUCAUCAGUGAGAUUCCCUUAUAUACCUUAAGUAGCAGCAUUGGAAGAGAAGUAGUUAUAACGAAGAGCAAGGAAAAUACAACGUACCCGUCACUUCCCAUAGUGACAGCUACUGUGACGCCCACAAACAACUUCCAGCUCAUCGACUGGUGGAUGUGGCUCUUGUUGGGGGUAGCUGUUUUCAUCCUGAUUGUCCUGCUGGUCAUAUGUGUCUGGCUGAGAAGAAGACGCCACAGAAGCAGAGUAGAACAGCCCAUCUAUGCAAACACUCAUCGUGUGCCCAACAAACAGCCAUCACCUCGGCCGGGCACACCUGCGGCGAACAACCUGAAGCUGGUUUCUUCCUCUCAAAACCUCCGGACCCCGAGUCCAGGCCGGAAAUACGAAGACAAACGGAGAUACAAACAUUGAAGAAGUCAUGGACCUCAUCAACUCCUCCUCAUCAUAUUUAGUCAUGGUGGACUAAAGCUCUUUUAAAACUUGACAACAUAAAUUAUCUAAAUGGGCCCCUUUGUAUUUCCUGUUCCAAUUGUUGUUAAUGCAGCUGACAGGAAGUAAACUUGGACCAAAGCUGUUGCCCCAGCAACAGAAUAACAAUGUAAAGGUCUAUAGGAAUGAAGCAAUGAAUUGUCUUUUUUAAUUAUUAUGUUUUACAUUGUAUUUUAUAUUUUCUGGUGCAGGCUUUUCCUUUAAACUGGAAAUGUGUCCUAUCUUAUUGUUUGUAUUUCUUCUCAGAUAUUUCCUGUAAAAUAUCUUUUAUGAGCCCCUAGAUGGCAGAAUGUUAACGGGUAAAUUCAAAAUGUUCUUUUUAUCUUUUAUUUUUUUUGCUUUUCAGCUCCUGACAUUAUUUGAAUAUGUUGCCAACAGCAGCCCUUGUGUAGCUAAUAAAUAUAUAAAUAAAUAAAA